AUGCCUUCCAUCAGUCUCACUAAUAAUUCAACACUUCACAUUGACCUGGCACCAUACAUCACAACAGAAACACACACUACAAAGCCAACGACUCAAGGUUAUAAUCACACUCACGACUGUAGACCUCUCCUAUCGAGAGCCUUUCAUAAGCUUCAUCGUCGAGACACAGCUCCGGAAAUCAUAGGGAUAGUCGUCGGUUUAACUCUCCUCGCUGCUGUUAUCGGAGUCGGUUUAUUUGUAUGGAAUUGGAACAUCUUCAAGCAGCUCAGGACUAGCAACAACCAGAGACGCCAUCAUCGUCGCCGUUCACACCGUCGACGCCAUAUCAUAGGACAUUUCAACGCAAGUGUCGAAGAUGGUUCUGAAGAUAUCGAGCUUGAGUGUCGCUUCACCACGGACGACGACAUCAUCGUUCAGGCCCUCGAAGACCAGAACCGAUAUUUCAGAUCCCAAACCCCUGUCAUCUACAUCCAUUCCAUCCACCGAAUGAGAUGGACGCACCUCAGAUACAUGAUGGACUGA
This is a messenger RNA of Fusarium tjaetaba, 522 nucleotides long. RefSeq lists its product as uncharacterized. The record is from RefSeq and is a predicted model, not a curated record. The coding region runs from base 1 to 522 and encodes 173 amino acids. Lineage: Eukaryota; Fungi; Ascomycota; Sordariomycetes; Hypocreales; Nectriaceae. The transcript has 2 exons.